AAAAGACGAAGGAACGAACGAAGGAACUCGAUCGAAGAAGCGAAACGUGUCGAGUCCGCGAUCGGGGAGGAAGCAUGAGCUGGCAAUCGAGCAAUGAGACUGUCUUCGACAACGAUAAUUACGUGGUGAACACGUUGCACUAUAUCAACAAAUUGAACGAAUCUGUGAACCCGGAGGCGAUCAAGUGUCUGGAACGUAAGCAUCAGGAGGAGCUGUCAUUGGGGACAAUACAGCAGGAGGAUCAACAGGGGUGUGAAAUCAGUUGGGAUUCUUUAUUGUGCUGGCCGAGGACACCUCCUGGAACACUGGUCACGCUACCCUGUUUCGAUGAACUGAAUGGGAUCCGCUACGACAGCACUCAGAACGCGAGUCGUUGGUGCAGGAUAGACGGUAUCUGGAGCAACUAUAGCAACUAUAGCCUCUGUCGAAAUCUUCGGGAGCCGGCGAUCGAGGGCGGUGCAGAGGUUAUCUCGACGACUAUAUAUUUCGUCGGUUAUAGCAUUUCGUUGAUCACCCUGAUCAUCGCAGUCUCCAUUUUUCUGUAUUGCAAGGAACUCAGGUGCAUUAGGAACAACAUACACACUAACUUGAUGUUCACCUACAUCCUCGCAGACUUUAUGUGGAUUCUAAACAACGUGAUGCAGGUACUUUCGCAGAAAAUGGUAUAUUUUUUUAAUGGGUAAUUCCUUAAUGCAUCUCUAAUUUCUU
This is a messenger RNA of Apis florea (little honeybee), 708 nucleotides long. It is a transcript of the gene Dh44-R1, whose product is annotated as Diuretic hormone 44 receptor 1. Gene Ontology annotation, molecular function: peptide hormone binding; diuretic hormone receptor activity; G protein-coupled peptide receptor activity. Gene Ontology annotation, cellular component: plasma membrane. Lineage: Eukaryota; Metazoa; Arthropoda; Insecta; Hymenoptera; Apidae. Gene Ontology annotation, biological process: adenylate cyclase-modulating G protein-coupled receptor signaling pathway; cell surface receptor signaling pathway. The record is from RefSeq and is a predicted model, not a curated record.